Molecule: messenger RNA, 1067 nt
Organism: Phalacrocorax carbo (great cormorant)
Lineage: Eukaryota; Metazoa; Chordata; Aves; Suliformes; Phalacrocoracidae
Source: RefSeq, a predicted model, not a curated record
CCUCAAUGGAGCAGACCGCCACCACCGACUUCUACACCUGGGAUGAUGGGUACUUGUGGGAGGAUGGCAUGCUGCCCGAGCUCUGUGAGAAACAGGCAGUGCAGGACUUUGCCCGCACCUACCAGCCCGCCGUCUACCUGCUGCUCUCACUGCUGGGCAUGGUGGGGAACGGGCUGGUGCUGCUCACACACACCCGCUACCGCCAGGCACACAGCAUCACCGAUGUCUGCCUCCUGCACCUUGCCCUGUCCGACCUCCUGCUGCUCCUGAUACUGCCCUUCACCAUCACUGACACACUGCAGGGCUGGUCCCCAAGCACAGCUGCCUGCAAGGCGCUGCAGGGCCUCUACGCCCUCAACUUCUAUAGUGGCUUCCUCUUCCUCACCUGCAUCAGUGUGGACCGCUAUGUGGCCAUCGUGCAGGUGCCAGCUGCCUGCCGCCUGCGCCCGCGGGCUCGCCGCCAUGGCUGGCUGACGGUGGGGAUGGCCUGGCUACUGGCCGCGAUCCUGGCGCUGCCCCAAUUCAUCUACAGCCAAAUGGAGCAGCACCAGGACCUCUGGGUCUGCCAUGUUGUCUUCCCCCACACAGUCUCCCGGACAGCCCGGGCAGCCACCAACCUGGUGCAGGUCGUGCUGGGUUUCGCUGUGCCCUUUGUGGUCAUGGCAAGCUGCUAUGCAGCCGUGGCACGGACACUGCUGGAGGCCCGUGGCGCCCAGCCCCUCCGGGCACUGCGGGUGCUGCUGGCCCUCGUGGUGGUGUUUGUGGCCCUGCAGCUGCCCCACAGCCUGAUGGUGCUGCUGGAUGCGGCUGAGCUGCUGGCCAGCUGGGAAGCGAGCUGUGCCCAAAGCCGCCGCAAGGACCUGGCGCUGCUGGUCACCAGUGGGCUGGCGUACCUGCGCUGCUGCCUCAACCCCCUGCUCUAUGCCUUCCUGGGCCAGCGCUUCCGCCGGGAGCUAUGGCAGCUGGCCAGUGAUGCCGGAUGCGUGGGGCCCCUCGAGCCACGCUGCCCCAGCUGCCCCAGUCCCCGCCGGCGGACAUCGCUCUCCACCUGCCAGGACCUGGUGUAG